Molecule: messenger RNA, 10410 nt
Organism: Bicyclus anynana (squinting bush brown)
Lineage: Eukaryota; Metazoa; Arthropoda; Insecta; Lepidoptera; Nymphalidae
Gene: Sfmbt
Product: polycomb protein Sfmbt
Exons: 11
Coding region: 297-2654 (785 amino acids)
Biological process (GO): regulation of DNA-templated transcription
Cellular component (GO): nucleus
Molecular function (GO): zinc ion binding
Source: RefSeq, a predicted model, not a curated record
AUAAUUGGUCUAUGGCUACGGUGGCGAGGCGACUGGCGUUAUCACUUUUGAGUUUUGAUUUAGCGCAUUUGUCAUUUAAAAAAUAGGUAUUUGUAAUAAAAACAAUAAUUAAACAUUGUAUGUGAAUAGCGUUAAUUAUUUAGAUACUACACGUGUUAAAUAAAAUAAGUAAAUUUACUAAACAGAAGAGAGUAAAAUUUGGUGACAGAAUUUUUGAAUCAACACCUAAAGUGAAGUCAUGAAUAUUGUAGUGUUUACAACCACGGUGGUCAGUAUUUACUUGGAGGAUUAUAAAUAUGGCUUUUUGCAAUACCGGUAAUGAGGCAUCAUCAAAACAAAUUAUACCCGAUAUAUCUGAUGAAACAAAUAUCAUUGACGAUCUAUCUAUAAUUCCAUUAGAAAAAGAUAGUUUUGCAAUAUGUGAAUACUGCGGCAGAGUCGGUAGACGCAGUCAGUUCUAUCCACGCAAUAAUAAGUUAUGUUCCCUGCGAUGCAACAGUAGUAGAAGUAACGCAAAACGACGCUAUUGCGACUGGAGGUUCAAGCUGAUGGAGGGUGCCGAACACAUGGAAGGGCUCAUCCCAUUAGAGCCGUUGCCUCAAUUGCAGCACUGGCAGGCUACUUUUAAUGAAUUGCAGGCGGGACCUAUAAAGCAAACUGCUCAAGUAGCAAACAGUUAUGAAUGGAAGGAUGAGCUUUUCGGCUGCGACUUUCUCGCAGCACCGGUCAGCUUGUUCAAGCAUGCUCCAUUACAUGAAAUGUGGGAUAAUACUUUCGAAGGCAUGAAAGUUGAAGUGAAAAACACAGACUGUGAGAAUUAUUCACAAAAAUUGAGCGAUUACUUCUGGGUGGCUACUGUUUUAAAAGUAAAAGGUUACAUGGGUCUAUUACGGUAUGAGGGCUUUGGGAGCGACGACUCCAAGGAUUUUUGGGUGAACCUCUGUUGUUCUGAAGUGCACCCAGUUGGCUGGUGCGCAACCCGCGGCAAACCGCUCAUACCACCCAGAAGUAUAGAAGACAAAUAUACAGAUUGGAAAAAAUUCCUUGUGAAACAACUAACUGGUGCACGAACAUUGCCUGCAAAUUUCUAUUCAAAGUUACACGACAGUCUAGCUUCAAGGUUUUCUAUUGGUUCUGUUAUGGAAGUCGUUGAUAAAAAUAGGAUAUCACAAGUUAAGGUAGCGAGUGUAUGUGAGAUAAUAGGCAAACGAUUACACGUGAAAUACUAUGAUAGCUCACCGGAAGACAAUGGCUUCUGGUGUCAUGAGGAUUCACCCCUCAUUCACCCUGUGGGCUGGGCGUUCAGGGUGGGUCAUCCCCUAGAUGCACCCCAUAGCUACUGCCAAAGAGUCGCAGCUGGGAGACUAUUGGCGAAUGAUACCACAGCAGAUAUGUUUUACAAGUACCCUACAAAUGAACCCCCAUUGUUUGCAGAGGGGAUGAAAUUGGAGGCGAUAGACCCCUUGAAUUUGUCAGCUGUGUGUGCUGCAACUGUGAUGCAAAUAUUGAACGAAGGGUAUAUGAUGAUCAGGAUAGAUUGCUACCCGGCAGACGCUUCUGGUGCUGAUUGGUUUUGUUACCACCAACGGUCGCCGUGCAUAUUUCCUGUGGGAUUUGGACUAGCGAACAAUAUUACGCUAGUUCCGCCUGCUGGGUUCACUGCAGACCAGUUCGGUUGGGAGGACUAUUUGGCAAGCACGGGUAGUCGCGCGGCUAGCAGGUCGUUGUUCAUCGCGCGCGGCCACGUGGUCUCGCACGGCUUCGUGGCGGGCAUGCGACUCGAGUGCGCCGACCUGAUGGACCCCAGGCUCGUGUGCGUCGCGACUGUCGCGAGAGUUGUCGCAGACCUGCUCAAGGUGCAUUUCGACGGCUGGGGCUCCGAGUACGACCAGUGGCUGUGGGCGCACAGCACGGACGUGUACCCGGUGGGCUGGUGCCGCGCCGUGGGCCACCGGCUGGAGGGCCCGCUGCAGCCGCCGGUGCGAGUCGCGCGCCGCCCGCCCGUCAGGCCCAACCGGCGCAAGCGGAGACAGGCUACCAAAGUGACCACACAACCACCAAACACAACAGAGGAGAGUUCCCAAAACUCUGACAUGGGUGACACGAAGAGCCUCUCCCCUCCCACCAGCGUGUCGGAAGUGUCUGCGGACGCCGAGCCUCGCUCGGAGGAGCAGCCUCCCAGCGUGAAGAUGGAAGUGGACACGGAGCCCAAGACCAGCCCUGAGCCGGAGCCUCCUGAGGAACGACUGACUGAUGUCAGCCAGGAUGUUGUGAGCACACCAACAGACGUAUCUCAGGAUUCGAGUCAAAACAUUAACCCAUCGUCCCCCGAAUUACCCGUAAAGAGUGAGGACGACAAAGUGAUACCCAGACUAGUCAACACGAGUGUUCCCCUAGAUGUCCUAAACACAGUGGAUCCGGAGAACUGGACAACUUCAGACGUUGCCAAGUUCCUCACAGUCAACGAUUGUCAGCCAUAUUGCAUCAACUUCAGUCACAUAACAGGACACAUGAUGCUUCAACUGUCUAAAGAUGAAAUAAUUGAACUUUUAGAAAUGAAAGUGGGACCUUCUUUGAAGAUAUUCGAUCUAAUACAACAGUUAAAGUGUAAAAUCAAACAGCCCCAGUGCAGAAUGCUUGCCAGCUUCAAAUAGUGUGUGUUUGUAUUUCAUGCUUUUGGUCUGAGAUUUGUGUGUUAUUUUAUGAGUAUAUAAAAAAAUAAGGUCGAAUUGAGAAACCUUCUCCUUUUUUUGAAGUCGGUAAAAAUAAUGUUAAAGUAUUAUGAACCUAAUGGUCUCAUUAUUUUAGUGUUCUGUAUGUCUAGAAGGAAAAAAGGGCUCAAUUUAGAACCAUUUUGUUAUUUGUUACUGUGUCAAACCAAAGUUAAAAAUAAACUAAAAAAUUAUUCAAAAAUCAUAUGAUUUUGUUAUUUUUGAAUCAAAAUCAAAGUAAAAGGUUAUUCCUUAAUCUAGAAUCAUGAAGUUAAACAAUAUUUUAUAUUAAAGUAAAAAAAAAACGAAAAAUUUUGUAUGGAACACUUACUCAUGAAUGACUCAUGCUUGGCCUUUUUUUUGUAUUACAAGCUUUUGCUGACAACUGUAAGAACUAACGACCAUCAUUAUGGAUGAUAUAGGUUAGUAUUACUUGACUUGUAAUUUUUAUAUGACUAUAAUAAAAAACGCGCAAAUCUUAUACUGAGGGUAGAUAUCAAAAGACAUUGUAGAUGAUAUAAUAGAAUACAUAUAAUAGUUGUGUGCAAAAUACUUGUAAGUAAUAAUAUCACUUCUGCUAAUGCUUAGAUUGUGGUAAAGAUUGCUAUUUCGAAUGUGAUGUAUAAUUACGAAAUUAUCUUACGGCCGGAAUUAAUAUAACAAUAAUCUAAUAGAUUCAAUAUUGUAUUGUGAAAUGGGUAUUAAACGAAGACAGAUAAAGAAAUAGACAAGUGAUUGGCAUAUUAAAAUAUUUUGAUUUACGUUUAUUUUAUAUUUAAAAUCUACUUAUUGACAUAUGUCAAACUUGUUUAACCCGUCGUUGUCUCUGAUAAAAAUGUUUCAUUACACUUGUUCUCUUUUUUUGAGGGAAUCUAUCUCUUGUCUGUUAUCUCUUCUGUCUGUGGUUUAAAAUCACAAAUAUAUUACAGAUAUAUCAAUUGAUAUAUAUCUGUAAUAUAUCAUUUAUCCGUAAUAUAUUACAGAUAUAAUAUAAAUUGAUAUAUCUGUAGAGACAACAACAGGUUUUCUCUGAACAAAAUGCUUAUUUACAUUUUUUUUUUUGAGGGAAUCUAUCCCUUUGUCUGUGUACUCCUUUGUCUGUGAUUUAAAAUCACAAAUAUAGUACAGAUAUAUCAAUUGUGGUAUGUUGAUUACGAGCGUAAAGGCAUACAUGAUUGGGUCUUGUCAAAAAUGUAUAAUUUUCAAAAGGUUAGUAAAGACGAGGCCUUAUAUUAAAAAUUUAUAAUCAAAGGGGAUGAUGUAUAUUGUAUGCACUGUAGAAUUUAGGUAAGUAUUAUAUUUCUUUGCUGACGGAAGUGUGAUAAAUUCUGUUACUAUUAUUUUACACUACUGGAUACACAGUUGACUGCGGUAACAACCCAAGUUCAAUGUUAUAGUAGGGGAGCCCGGAAUGCUAAAUUUGCAGUUACUCGAGCGUCAUGGAGGACCGAUUGCAUUUGGUAGAUUAAUUUAUAGGAAGAAUAAAUGGUUAUUUACUUUUUUCGCUUUUAGCAGUGGAAAAAAAACUACAGACCUUAAAAACAAUUUUUAUUACAUUGGCCUACUGAAAUUGACAGAAAAUUUUAGUGACUAGUUAGGAGGUUAUUUCCUUCAUAAUAAUUAAAAAAAUAAUCGCGAGAACUAAAGUAAAAGGGUUUUAUUUUGUAACUUUGAAACCCUUCCAUUCCAUUACGUUACGCUCAAAUCGUCAGAUUUUUGAAAUGUGCAGUUUUUAGCUAGCAACUCGCCUACAUCAUCUUCCACCUAACAUUCUACCACCCUACCGGCAAAGACGUACCGCCAAGCGAUUUAGCGUUCCGGUACGAUGCCGUGUAGAAACCGAAAGGGGUGUGGAUUUUCAUCCUCCUCCUAACAAGUUAGCCCGCUUCCAUCUUAGACUGCAUCAUCACUUACCAUCAGGUGAGAUUGUAGUCAAGGGCUAACUUGUAAAGAAUAAAAAAAAAAAAAAAAAAAAAAAAAAAAAAAAAAAAAAAAAAAAAAAUCUUAAUCUGACUCCUGGUUGAGUAUUUCUGAAGUUAGUUUUUUUUUUGGUUGCCCUAAACGUAGUCACCAAUAUUAAGGGGUCAUACUUGGUGGAGCUACUGAAAAACGUGCAAAGUAUAGUCCCUUAUGUUUAUCUGCCGCGCUCGAGUAACUGCAAAAAUCCCCUCUUCGGCUCCCCUACUAUCUAGAAUUAUCAUCCCAAUCAUUUUCCACACAUUGACAAUGCGCAAAUGGAGAUUGUACCUACUGGGUUUGUAACUUGGUGUGUGUAGAAUUCUACUGAACUGGAGACUUGUUUUUUUUUUCAUAAAUAGGGAAUAUGCAUGUGCAUAUUAUUUUUCUUUGUAUUUCCUAUUGAUAUAUGUAUUCAUACCUACAGUUUUUUUGCAUUUAUGGGAAUGACAUUUGCUAUCGACAAGUCACGUGACCUGCCACUUGGCUUGGGGGGCUGGUCCUAUAAUAAAUUAAAUAUUUAUUUCAAUAAGUUCCAGCAAUCAAUAGAAAAGUGUGUAUGUAUUUAUAUUUGUGACAUAUGUUAUACAAUUGCUGGUAUAACAUAUGUCACAAAAUGCGCGCUGAAAUGGCAGUAUUUUUUUUAUAAAUUCUUAUACAUUUUGUCUUAUUUUGUCAAAUAUUUAAAGUGUUUGUUUUUCAGCAAUUUUUUUCCCUAGUAAUUUAAAUUUUAGCUUUUAUUAUGGGUUUGCAGUGUCACAAGUUAAUUAAAAAUGUUGAUAUAAUACCUACAUGCAAAUUCCUUAUUACAAUAAAAAUAAGCAAAUACUCUCUUCUUAAUAGUUUGUGUGACAAUCAUGAUUUAUCGCAAAAAAUCGGCGUAUUUGGUGGAAUUAUGACAUUAGACAAUAUGGAAAUCAUAUUUUAUAAUUCCCGUCUUUUCCUUUUCUUACUAUAUUGUUACUGGUUAGGCUUCGCGUGGAAUGAAAAUAAGGUAGCUGAUGCAUUUAAUUUUUUGCAAUUUAGCAAAUCCUAUAUUUAUUUAAUAACUAAGAAUUUUUAGAAGUCAGAAUUCGUGACCUCAUAAUAGUCUGUGGUGUGUUACCACAGAUAAUAAGUUAAUGACACAAUUAUCUAUAAUUAUUUUCUAUGUGACUACUAAAUCAUCAUUUCUAUGAAUCAUUUGUUUAUACAUUGUAUAUAAAUAAUAUCAUACAUAACAUAAUGAGGUGAUAUAAGCUGUAAAAAUAUAUUUGUAUUUAUAGUCCAGUCAGUGGUAAAAAUAGAAGUUGCUAAAGACAUUUUUUGUCUAUGUUACAGUCAAAAGUAGAACUAAGGAAAUCGGUCAAAACUACAUUUGGUCAGCAGAUAUUUUAGCAAAAAUGGGCGCAAACUAACCUGUAAACUAUCACGACAUAUUAUCUCGAGACGACAGAGACAAAUGUCGACCAAUAGCAGCGGAAUCAAAAUAUACUUUACUUUAGACGGCCUCCGUGGCGCAGUGGUAUGCGCGGUGGAUUUACAAGACGGAGGUCUCGGGUUCGAUCCCCAGCUGGUUCGAUUGAGGUUUACUUAAGUGGUCCAGGUCUGGCUAGCGGGAGGCUUCGGCCGUGGCUUGUUAUCACCCUACACGACAUCGUACAGUAAAGUAGCUUUCCGGUGCGAUGUUGUGUAGAAAACAAAAUUUUCAUCCUACUCCUAACAAGUUAGUCCGCUUCCAUCUUAGAUUACAUCAUCACUUACUUACCAUCAGGUGAUUGUAGUCGAGGACUUACUUGUAAAGAAUAAUAAAAAGAAUACUCCGCCGCUAUUGGUCGACAGUGUCUUUACGAGAUGUGUCGUUGACGCAUGCGUGGGCUACUAGCGAAGAUAUUUGAUUUGCAGUCAAAACACUUAAACAACAAAAUCAGUUAAAAGUAGGUACUUGUGAUCAAAGUAAAGUUCUAGACUAAAGUGUUUUGGGUGCAAGCAAAAAAACUAUCAGGCUUAUGCGUCUAUAUUGACUGACUGGACUUAAAAGUUAAUGGAAAAAUUGUGAUACUUUAUAUUCAGUUUAAGUCGUGUCUCUAUGUUCAUUUGAUGUUCGUUUUAAACGCCCAUUUGUAUCCAUUAGGCCCAAGAUGCGUAACGACAUAUAUCGAGACGAGAGAAAGACAAAUGGCGACCAAUAGCGCCGGUAUCUAAAAUAUCGCUCCCUUUCAUUCGAUUACGGGUGGUAUUUACUUAUAUUAUUUGUAUUAUUAUAAAAAGGUGGCAUUUGCAUAAAGUCGUUAAGACAGUAAUAGUAUAAAUAAAAGGGUAUUUGAUUAUUUUAGUUCAUUUAUUUGUUAGGCAGCGAUAACACCGUCACGCUGCUAGUCACGUUAGUGAUUUUGUGUAAUAAUAAUGUUCUGAUCAUAAAUUUAUUAGUGUGGGCAUUGGAAACAUAUUGGGCAGGAGAGUGAAUGUUAAUGCAUUCUAAAGCGAUCCCUUAAACCUACACCCAAGGUCACAAGUCCGGGAACCUACUCUAGGUGUUUCCUCUACCACAAAAUGAUGACACAAUCACUGUCGCUGCUACCUGCCACGUUAUAAUUGGUCGACAAUGUAUCUGUUCAUGAGAUAUGUCGUUAAGUAUCUUAAAGGCCUGCCGAUAUGCUGUGGUGAGAAUAAGACAUAGUACAAUCAGCAUCGUAUGUAAUAAAAUCAUAAAUCAUGUAACUUGAUUAUCGUAUUUAUAAAUUGCUUACCACUUCAUAAUAUGAUUGUGGAAACCUCGGAUUUAUGGUUAGCUAGAAACUCUGUCUAAACUUGCCUGUAUAUAUUAGUAUAAGCCCACAUUAAGCGCUCAUGCUGUCCUAUUUUAUUUUGUGUCCUUUUUUUCAGAUAUAACUACGAUAUAUAGUAAAUUAUUUAUUAUUUACCCGACCUUAAAUGGCACUCGAUUAUUAAGACCAAACAUAGACGCGGUUGAAUUUAUACUUUGAAAAAGCGACGUCUAGCUUAACAUAAAUCUGUGAUAUGAACAAAAUUAUGCAACAAUUACAUAAAAAUUACUUUCUAUGUUCUUGCAAUUCUUAUUGUAUGCUUAAAAUAUUGCUAUAAUUAUUAUUAUUGUUCUGUCAUCCAUUAAUUCUAACCAAUCUAUUUUCAUUUCAUCUUAUCAUAAUCACAUAUUUAAUGUAUUAUUGUAGUGUUAUUUUAUUAUUUGACGAUUAAUGAAAAAUGAAUUUUUAUAUUUACACACAAAACCGUCUUUGCCGUUCGUAAAUAAUUCUAAACGCUUCAGUUGAAUGCGUUGAUUGGAAGAUUAUAACUUAAGGCACCUUUGCUUAGAGCUCUAAGGGCUCCCACACACGGGCCACCGGCCACACAAAACGCCGCUACCGGCAUAUUUCCUGUAGUUUUCAUACAUUUUAUAUGGACUCGCCGCACACGGUUGACGCCGGUGGCCGCCACACGCUACAAUCGUCACUGCAUCGCUUCUUGUGGCCCGCACCGGCCACAAAACGCCGCAACACGCCAUUCGGUCGCUUCUUGUGGCCCGCACUGGCCACAAAACGCCGCAACACUCCACUCGCGCGUUUUGAUACUGCAUGUAUGAGUUAAAGCCACCGACCACAAGUGUCGACCACCGGCCGCAAGUUGCUGUCGCGCGCUUCAGCUUCUUUUGUGGCCCCUUCGCGUGCUACUGUCGCGUGUGGCCCGUGUGCGGCGACAAUAGGCCUAUAAUGCGCGUCACGACAUAUGUCAUAAAGAUAAAAUGCCAUAUAGUCUACCGAAGUCGCCCAAAAUAUGACUCUUUCGUUGCGGUAUGACUUUCCGACUCGGCCGCUAUUGGUCGACUAAUGUCUUAAAAACAAAAUGACAUAAUCGACCGAAGCGUUCGAAAAUAUGGCUCUAUCGUUGCGAUAGGACGAAAGGAAUAGCGCCAUUUCCGACUCGGCCGCUAUUGGUCGACUAUGUCAUUUUCUCUUCACGAUAUAUGACGUGGACCGUAUCUUACGCCUGCAGGAGAAAGACAUCUAUUACGUUGAGUAAGAAAAUGUAACAAAAAUUCGCAUUCGCAUUUAUUUAAUUUAUUAGAAAAGCUGUAAUUAUAAUAAUUCAAAUUUGUUUUAUGCAAUGUUAGUAUGUAUUCAAUUAGCAAUAUUUUUGCAACGAUUUCAUACUAUUAGAUAUGUUACGGGCCUACAAUAUUACCGCAAAAAGUGAUCCGAAUUUAGCUACUCCACUGAGUGUGCACACAUGCACAAUAGGGAUGAUGACAGUUUUUUUUAAUUGUAUAUAAAUUAAGAGUAUGCUAAUAGCAAAGCAUUUUUGUAAAAGUAACAGGUUAUCUGUGAUCAUUACAUGCGGCGCUGCCGCGGAUCGCUCAAAAACGCUCCAUACAAAAUGGCACGAUUUAGUGACGUCGUUGGCGCGGUGAUCGUUACGUUUGUAUGGGCGUUCAAACAAAAUUACCUACUAAUAUCUUUGUUAUUUGUGCGUUUAUGUUUAUAGUUCAUUUAUUGAAAAUGACACAUUUAAUGUACGGAAGCUAAAACUGUGUGAAUUUUCAUCUAAUUACGAUAAAAAAAAAUUUAAUAGAUUUUGAAAUUUUAUAAUCUUAUUUAUUUUUCAAAUAUUCAGACAAUCUUUGCUUUUUAUGUAUAAAUUAGUUAACAUUGACCUUAUUUACCCGAAUGUAUCAUAAAAAUCAAUAUAUUCAAACCUAGUCAUCAUCCCCAUUUUGUGCUUUACACUUUCUGAACACACAGCUCGACAUUGUAGACAUUUUGGUAUUAUUUGUUUAAAUAACUUUUGUUGUUUACUAUGCGACUAAAUGAAAUCCACCGUUGUUAGCCUCAGUUUUGAGGCGCUAGUGACAUAUCUAGUAGUAUGAAAUAUUUGUAUAUGCAAUGUUUGAAUGUAUUCAAUUAGCAAUAUAAACUUUCGCUGCCGCUAAAUUAAGCAUAGUUGUGUGCAUUUGGUGCAAUGUUAAAUCAAAUCAAAUUAAAAAUCAUUUAUUUCAAGUAGGCUCAGUUUACAAGCACUUUUGACACGUCAGUUGACUAUUUGUAAAGAUUCUACCACCGGUUCGGAAGGCAGGUUCUGCUGAGAAGAUACCGGCAAGAAACUCAACAGUUGCUCUUUUGAAAUGAAAAAGUCAUACAGUAUCAUAAUUUACAAUUGAUAACAAUUACAAUUUCUUAUAGUUUUAUUUCCUGUGUGAAGGUGGAAGCUGAUCCAAUGGCCUCCAAGCGCUUUUAUCUUUAAGGAACUCAUCAAUGUAAUGUAUGUUAUGGUCUCAGUGACCUGGUCUGAUGUGAAGAUAGAAUAUUAUGACCUCAGGAUUUCUAAAAUUGCCUGCAUAACCCCGUAAACACUUAUGCUCAAGAUGUCUUGGCAAAUUUCUUUUAUAAUUCAUACAGACACAUUCACAGUCAGUCAAAUAAUUAUUGAUGCUGUAUAGUUUGAUGAUUUUCAUAUUCACAUAUGAGUUAAGAGCCAGAACUACCUUUAAAGUGUAAUAAUUUAUUGCGGAAAUAUUCUGAUAAAAGGUAAAUACAUAUACACAGUAUAAUAAAAUACAAUCUUUUUACAUUUUCUAAAUCAUCGUAAUUGAAUUGUAUGUUUGACUUUCGGCUCUAAUUUAAUAAAUUAGGUGAUAAUGAAAUUGCCUUUUUAGUGACUUAUACAAAUACCCUACUUUAGAUAUAGCCAGUGCAGUGUUUUUUUUAUCGAAUGUCCUGGUAAUAAAUAUUUAAAUUAUAAAAUGAAA